UAAUAAUGAAGUUCGUGCUGCGCGACAUAUAAAUUUCCGAUACUGUCUUAGUAGUGAAAACACAAACAAAAAAAACCACAACAACAACAAAAACAAAAAAAAACAACAAAUUAAAUUAUACACCAAAAAAUUUCCGAUACGUUUUUUUCCACUUUUUUUUUUUAAAAUUUAUUAAUGUGUGUUUUUUUUAUUAUAAGCAUUUGCAGGCUCAAUGCGUUUAAGUGUGUGUAUAUGUGCGUACAUGAGUGUGAGAGAGUGCGAGGCUGAUGCGAAAUUGAGUGCGCGCGUGUCGAAGUAAAACAAAAAACAAAAAAAAAAAAACAAUUUUGCAUAAAUAAAUUGUUGUUACUGUUGCUGCUGCCGCCGCUGCUGCUGUGGCCAGACAACGAUACAGACGACAGAGAGCGAUAGCAGAAGAAGAAGAAAACAUACUCACACACAAUAAUACGAAAAGUGCAAAAGUAAAUCAACAGUGGCCAUUUGAGAGAGGCAUUCUUAAGGCCGAUUAAUUUAUUUAGUACCACCCCGAAGUCGAUUAUAAAAAUCGCCAUCACGACGUCGCCGCCGCAAGCUUUCCUGCUGUCAGCCGAGCACUUGGACAACGCCAGCGCCGACGAUCGCGGGCGUGUCUAUAAGCUGAGGAAAAAGAAAUUUCAAUACGCCGCUGCACACAUAACAUAGAGUGAUCACAGUUCGUUCAGUUUAGACAGUAGCUUGUUGUCGUCUUGGAGGAGGAUUUUGUCGAGUGGCAAAAAAUAGAAGCAUCUUUAUCUUCAUCGUCAUCGUCAUCGUCGUCAUCAUCAGUAAUCAAUAAUCAUUUAAACUCGGUACGCAAUGCCAGUACAAUCGCCGAUUGAGAUAAGUAAUCGAGCCAUCGAGCAUAUUGAUGAUGUUGAUCCACUGGAAUAUCAUGGACAUUGGGAGCCUGUGGGUGUGGCACGUGUACAAAAUACAGGAACAUCGGCAAUGGUGACAUUCAGUAAACGAAAACAACAACCAUUUAUAAUUGGCGGCGCACUGGAAACGCAUAAAUAUGUAUUCGAGCAACUGCAUUUCCACUGGGCCGAUUCGGAUGAAUCUGGCUGUGAGCAUACACUCGAGGGCAUGAAGUAUUCCAUGGAAGCUCAUGCUGUCCAUUAUAAUGCCAAGUAUAAGGACUUCGCAGAGGCCAAAAACAAACCCGAUGGCCUGGCAGUUGUUGCCUUUUUCAUCCAGGCUUGCGGAGAAAAAGAUUGUCCGGAAUUUAAAAAAAUCACCGAAGGCAUUCGGAUAGUCCAAAAGAUACAUACAAAUGCAUCACUCGAUUCCGACUGUCUAUCAUGGAUUGGACUGCAGGAGUUGAGUAAACAUUAUUACACAUAUAAGGGAUCGCUGACAACGGCGCCGUAUUUUGAAUCCGUCACUUGGAUUAUCUAUCGUACGCCAAUAUAUGUAUCGCGUGGACAAGUCAGCGUCUUUCGCAAUUUGCAAUCAUGUCCCAAAGAUGAGUCCAAAAAGAUAGUGAAUAAUUAUCGUGAGAUACAACGUCCACAUAAGGAUCCGGAAACCUUUUUCGUUCGUAAUACAACACCCAAAUCCAAAUUAUGAUGUGCUUAAGCUUGAAGUAAAAGAAGACAUACACAAAAAACAUAAACAAAGAAAAAAAAAAACAAAAAACAAAAUGACACAAAAAAAACCUCCUCCAAUGGGUCUCUGUUCUGACUUUUCAUCUAAGUGUUUUCCUAUUCUAUAUAAUUAUUCACUAUAUACUUAUAUACGUAUAUCCUAACUAUGGUUGUCGAUAAGUUUCUUUUGUUAUUUGCCUCAUGUACAUAGCGUUAUAUACAUAUAUAUAUAUAUACUACAUACGUAUAUGUGCCUAUACAUAUAUACGUAUAUAUAUCUAUAAACAUUAAUCCUAAUAGUCGGAACACGCAGUUGCCUUGCAUUAAAUAUUUCGGAGAAAUAUAAAGCAUGAUUUAAUUAAGUAUUUUGUAUGCAAAAAGGAAAAAACAUAGAAAAACAAAAUGAAUUUACUAAAAAGAUCUUAAUUGGAAGCAAAAUUCUAUAUAAAUAUAUAUAUAUUUAAAUGUAUAUACAUGUCAUACACACACACACACACAUAUAAUGUUGCGUUUAAAGCUGAAUUGGUUUUUGUUCUCUCUAUAUAUUGGGGGGAGUUAUUAUAAGGAUAUUAUACAUCAUAACUAGUUAUAGAAUUAGUCUAAUAGCAGGGGAACUAAAUUUUUUAUAAACCAUUCCUUUGAUAUGGCCAAAUGAUCGCCCUCAGUGCUAAGAUAUUGAAGUUUACCCUGUUCAUGCAUUAAGUCCAGACCCAACUGCAAAGAAAAGCAGAAAAUUAAUAAUAAAUUAUAAAUCCAUAUUCUGACUUA
This is a messenger RNA of Drosophila willistoni, 2372 nucleotides long. It is a transcript of the gene CAH3, whose product is annotated as carbonic anhydrase 2. Gene Ontology annotation, molecular function: zinc ion binding; carbonate dehydratase activity. Bases 835 to 1587 code for a protein of 250 amino acids. The transcript is spliced from 4 exons. The record is from RefSeq and is a predicted model, not a curated record. NCBI's taxonomy places the organism in Eukaryota, Metazoa, Arthropoda, Insecta, Diptera, Drosophilidae. Gene Ontology annotation, cellular component: cytoplasm.